This is a messenger RNA of Nerophis lumbriciformis (worm pipefish), 2813 nucleotides long. RefSeq names its product ALX homeobox 3 (gene alx3). Gene Ontology annotation, molecular function: DNA-binding transcription factor activity, RNA polymerase II-specific; RNA polymerase II transcription regulatory region sequence-specific DNA binding. NCBI's taxonomy places the organism in Eukaryota, Metazoa, Chordata, Actinopteri, Syngnathiformes, Syngnathidae. The record is from RefSeq and is a predicted model, not a curated record. Gene Ontology annotation, biological process: regulation of transcription by RNA polymerase II.
ACGCGGCUAAUCGUCAUAGGCCGUUAAUAUGAGCCGCGACCUCGAUCAAAUCUAAUUGAUAACUGCAGUAAAUUAUGUUAUUAAUAUUCUGGAAAUAAAUUUAAAUCUUUCACCAAUAUUAAUUGUAUGGUUCAAAGCAGCUCUAACUGUGUCUAGUAUUAAUUCAUUUGCGGGCGAAGCAUUUUUAAAAAACUUUUAUGGGUUUUCAUAGUUUAUUUUUUAUUUGCUGUUCAUACUAUUGAUAAUAUUAAUAAAGAUAUAUGUUCCGUAUUAAUGUUAGGUGGCAUGAUACGGGCCGCUUCAGAAAUACAAUUUAAGAACAAAAAAAAAAAAAAACAUAAACAAGCGACAUUUUAGUGAUUGUAAUUUAAAUUAGGCUGUAUGUGUUUUAAAUGACUUACAUCCAUUUCUGCUGAAUAAACUAAUAACGAAUUAGAUGUUUGUAUAUGGGCUUAACUUUGACCCCAAAACAGGCUCUUUUACGGUCAACUACAUUCGGCAGGACCUCUUAACUCUGUCUGUUCCUGCUUGUAUAUCUGUCAGUAAAACAUAAUUAUUUGUUUCCAACUGCGGCGUGUGCAGUCGCUUUUUUUUUGUUAAUUGGGGUGUUUAUGGAGUCCUGGUGAUUGUAAGGAGCUAGGCUGUCCUUCAUUCAAGGCCUAAAAAGGAGGCACCAGGACGAGGUACUGGUCUCUCUGCCAAGCCGGUGUUGACGUCUCUCUCUGGGCUACCGUGCCGAGCAAGGCCCCGCCAGGUCCUGGAAAUUAAUUUAUAGCGUCAAUGCAGCUCAUCCUCGUUGUUUCGGAUCUCAACGUGCUGUUAGCGUCAGCCGUGUUCCGUGUCGCUUCAUGAGAGGUCACCUAAAGGACAGCAACCCCACUUCCCCGUCCCCUUAGAAAAAAAAGCCUCAGCAAACUGGCUUACGCUUCCCAGAAUGCACCCCUCCAACCGACUGACCUUGGGGUCGGCAGCUGUCAAUCACAGCCUCAGCUGGCUCUGCAGCUUCAAGAUAUGAAGUGGAGGAUGUGAGGGAGGCCUCUGAGAGAAUCCCCAGCCCUGCGUAUGGGAUCAUCUCUGUGCAUUCAUGGCGGAUCUUUAGCAUAUAUACACCGAUGGACUCCAAAUUGAAUCAAAUGGGGCUUAUGAGGUCUCUCAGCCCAAAUGGACCUCUUGUUUACACACUUGUCCAUCAGCUGAGCGGUGGCGUGCGGCCUCAGGUAUCCGGCGAGAUGGUGAGAUGUCUCCAAAAACAACCGUACCGCAUCCCAGCUUGGGCGGCAGGAGGACGCCACCAACCUCCCCACCGCCUCUGGAGCACAGCGGCUCCUUCCUGCCGUGCAAUGAGCUGCACAAAUCCACGCACCUCAUUCCCCUGUCCAACCGCCUGAGCGGGCGCUCAGAUGUGUAUGCCGCAGCAGCUGUGGGGAGCUUUGGGGAGGUCGACUUUACGCACGACGCGGCCCCGCCGACCCGUUCGGAGUCACCGGUCAAACACAGCAAAUUCUUGGAAAGUUUGAACCAGGAUCACAAGGCUAACGUUGUUACUGGGAAGUCACCCUUCUAUGAGGUCACCUCAGAACUCAGAGAAAAAGGAGCGCUAAAAAGCCUAGGCUACCCUGGCAUGGGCACCGACUGCUGCGGGAAGUUGAAAGAGGCGGGCGGAGGCUUGCAGGGUGACUCCAUCGCAGACUCCAUCGACCUCUCGUGCAAAAACAAGAAGCGGCGCAAUCGCACCACCUUCAGCACCUUCCAGCUGGAGGAGCUGGAGAAAGUCUUCCAGAAGACGCACUACCCUGACGUGUACGCUCGCGAGCAAUUGGCCCUGAGGACCGAGCUCACAGAGGCCCGAGUCCAGGUUUGGUUUCAGAAUCGUAGAGCCAAGUGGAGGAAACGGGAACGCUAUGGAAAGAUUCAGGAGGUCCGCAACCACUUCACUACAGCAUAUGAUAUUUCUCUUCUCCCUCGCCAUGACACCUACCAGAUGCAGGGCAAUCUGUGGACGGGGACUUCAGGAGGAGGCGGCGGUUCAGCUGCUGGUUGUGUCAUCGGACCCGAGUCCCUACCCUCAUCCUGCAUGGGUCCAUACCCCCACCCUCACAGCAAUCUGCAGAGCUUCAUGGGCAUUCCCACAUCCCCCAGCCAUCACCACCACCACCACCACCAUCACCCGCCGCACCAUCCAGGCAUCAACAGCCUCUACUCUCUACACGGCUUCCCCGGAGCGCUCGGGUCUCCAUCCAUCGAGGGUCCAGAGAGCGAUUACAAGCCAACUGGCCUGAUGGCGCUUCGUAUGAAAGCCAAGGAUCCUGGCAGCAUUCUCUCUUGGCCUACAUGACGACGACACUGCCAGCUCUCCCGCAUACACUGACUGAGCCAAAGCAUAUUAAUCCCUGACCUGUACAGAGUCCCAGAUGGACACACUCCUCUCAGCGUACGAUUUUCUCUUAACAUUUCUCCCAGCCAACUUGGAGGCUUUUCAAAACUAUGAAUGUUGAAAUGCAUGAACCCAAAGCGCAGCGUGAGACCAAAAAAAUAUAACAUCUUCUCGGGACGUUUCCUGUUUCCAGUUGUAGGUUGAUAUCACAUUUGCGGAGACCAAAGAAAAUGUUAGCAAACCCUGUAAUUAUUAUUCUAAUAAUCAUCGUUCGAUGUCUGUUGUGUAUUAUAGUGUGACCAGUAAUAAAGGCCUUUGUCUACAUCAGCUGUCUUGUUGAGUAGAUUCAGCAAAAACCUUGGAAACAGCUGCAGUUACUGGAGACCUGACAAAAUAACAAUUACUAAGUAAAGGAGCAACAUUUAAGAAAGCUACGAAC